CGAUCGCGAUCCGGUUUCUCACUAACCCCAUAACUCCACUUCUCUCUCUCUCUCUCUCUCUCUCUCUCUCUCUCUCGCUCUCUCUAUCCACCGUUCGAUUCGAAUCCCCAAUUCGCUCCCCCACAAACUCCGAUCCCUACCCCCCACAUACGCCGAAGGUCAAAUCUUUCCUCAAAUUACCGAAGUUUUGGUGGCGAAACGCGGCGGUAAUCGAUCCCGUGAUAUCCUCAUGUGUUUGUUGAUUUGAAUUCCGUGAAGUGGAAUGCUCCAUGGAAGCAAUUGUUGAUGCAGAGGUCAAUGAAGGAAAGAACGAUGUGGAGAGUGAGGUUGGAAACAACUGUGGCUCUGAUCCUGUGGUUUAUCAGCUUGUUAGGGUUGAAGGUGAUGGAACACUAGUUCCUGCUACAGAGGAUGAUGUUAUGCAGUUUGAGCAUCUCCUUGAAGAUGAAAAAAGUGAACCACCUUCAGUUGAAGGACUUGCCCAAUCAAAGAACACUGAACUAGAAUCUACAAAGUUGGAUACUAGGCUUGAGUAUGCAAGUGUGACUUUGGAAAAGGUUAAACAGGAAGAGAAGCUGCAAUCAUCAUCUGAAUCUCUUGAUCUUUCAGCGAAUCCUCCGGGUGAUCAAACAUCUGACUGUGCUAACAAUGCGCAAGAACAAAAGAACGAACUCCAAUCUGAAAAUGCUUUGAUGGAGACAACUCCUAUUUCUACAAUAUUAAACGGCAGUCACAGUGGUGAAAUGGAAAAAGAGAACAUGGAAACAUGCGCAGAACCUGCAAAUGAGGCAGUCACAAGUAUAUCAUCCGUUUCCAAAACGUGCAUUAGUUCUAUGCCUGAUUUUUCUCUUAUAAAAGGAGAAGUCUGUUUGGACAAAUUCACAAUCAGAGAACUUCAAGAAGCAUUCAGAGCUACUUUUGGGCGUCAAACUUCUGUAAAAGACAAGUUAUGGCUUAAGCGGCGUAUUGCAAUGGGGUUAACUAAUUCGUGUGAUGUUCCAAGUUCCCAUUUUGUAAUAAAAGAUAAUCAGAUUGUCCACGAGGAAGCGAAAGAAGAGACACCAUGCAGUGUCUCAAGAUCUAAGGUGGAGGCUGGUUCACCGUCUGGAGAUCAAGGUACUGAACCAACAAAGGACGGUUGCCAAGAUUCAGCAGCUAGUUCUUACGACCACAUUAAGGACCUAGAACUAUCUGGCAAGAGACUUAGUAGACCUACCGAUGAAUACGAUGAAACAAAGGAAAAUCUUGGAAUGGAAGAGUAUUCUGUCAAAAGGAUGAGAAAGCCCACGAGGCGGUAUAUUGAAGAACUUUCAGAUUUUGAAACCCAGGAGUGUGUUGCUCGAGUGCCUAUUUUUAGAAAAAAUUCUGGGCAUGUCCUGGCCUCUCCAAAACCUUGGAUAAGGUCUGUUCGUGAAAGUGGUGCACAAAGUACAACGUAUUCCACUAGGCAGGACUCAAUUGGAGGAUUUAAUGUCCGUGUACCAUACGUCUCCCGGGUUAGAAGAGGACGCCCUAGGAAAAACUUCAUGACCCUCAUGCAGAGCUUCCAUCCAAGUGGUAUGGCAUCGAACUUCGUUAAACCCCCUCUUGAGAUCUUUCUGCGACAAAAUGUUGAAAGCAGAAACAAGAUAAGGAAAGCUAGAUCUCUUCCUAUGCGAAUCCCACAGCUAAGCAUUGUUGAUAAGAAAAGAGAUACAGAGAAUGCACAAAAACCCGAUAGUGAGGAGGAGUCAUGUAUGGAUACCUUUAAGUUCGACACAGCCGAAGAAAAUACAAAUGAUAAUGCUGAUGCUCGGCCAGCUCUGAAGGGUGGUCCAAAGAGAAAGCACCACCGUGCUUGGACGCUCUGCGAGGUUCUCAAGUUAGUUGAGGGAGUGGCCAAGUUUGGGGCUGGAAGGUGGUCUGAGAUCAGGCGACUAGCCUUUGCCUCAUAUUCAUAUCGCACCUCUGUUGAUCUCAAGGAUAAGUGGCGGAAUCUCCUUAGAGCAAGCUUGUCGCAGGUUCCUAAUGAGAAAGAGGACAAGUUCUCCAGAAAACAUACAUCGAUACCAAUUCCAACGCCCAUCCUGUUGCGUGUUCGAGAACUCGCCGAGAUGCACUCACAAACCGGAAUUGAAAUCAAGCCAAGCAAGUUUUCGGGCCAUAGCGGGAAAAUUGUACAGGGAAGUGGUUCUGGAUUCCUAUGAUCUAUGUAAGGUGAAGGAACCGAACUAUGAGAUGUCGUAUACAGCCCGCUUGUGUACAAUCUAUUGUUAUGUAUAUGAACUCUAACAUCGUCUUCUCCCUGCAUGCUAGUAGUGUGAGCAUCUCCAAUCCAAUCUUCUGCAAUUUUCUCAUGAGCUUCUUGUUGGUAUAUCUAAUGUAUCUCACCUAUUUAUGUGGCUAUACCAAAAUGAAUAUGGUUUUCAAUAUAA
Ananas comosus (pineapple) is the source of this 2414-nucleotide messenger RNA. RefSeq lists its product as uncharacterized. Lineage: Eukaryota; Viridiplantae; Streptophyta; Magnoliopsida; Poales; Bromeliaceae. Bases 270 to 2186 code for a protein of 638 amino acids. The transcript is spliced from 9 exons. The record is from RefSeq and is a predicted model, not a curated record.